CGUUUUUAAGGGGGGGGACUAAUUGGUGCUCCUUUUUUAAAAAAAAAGUGGGGACCCUAUUCUUCGAGGGGAUGGUUACCUCAAAACAAAGUUAAUGGACCUUCCCCAGCCCCUUUCACAUCUGUGUACUGGCGGCAAAUGUGUCUGCUGCCUCGCCCAUACUCAGUACAUUCCCUGCAUAGCCCGCAGCCAGAGCGAAGUGGCCCGUGUUCCUAUUCUUUCCCCCGGCGAUGACAGCUUUCCUAGGGGCUGGGUCUCCAGCCAGCAGCAGUGAGCAGCAGCAGCAGAUGGCAGCCUGCCUCCUAACGGCUGAUGUAAUUACUUGUGAGUGACUCAGAUCAAUUGUGCAUGUGGGGCCAGUUACACAUGCCUCUUUGCCUGGGAGAGAGGCCGUUCAGAGGAGAUCGUGCGACAGCACGCCUGCUCUUGCAGCGAGUUCCUGGUGGGGAGGGGGUGGGGGGGAGGAUUCCGGCUUGCUUUUCUCUCUCUCUCUCUCUCUCUCUCUCUCUCUGUAACGAGGGCCGUGCCGCAGGCAAUUAAACUUCCCAGCCGUUCCUGCCAGUCUCCCAAGUGCUGAGAUCGGAAGGCUGGAAAUCACUGCUCGUUGUCAUUAAAAGAACUGAGUAGCCGGGUUUCCUUCAACACAAGAGUUAGCCCGAAACAUACGGAACAGGACACUGAGGAGUCGCUACACUGGAGAGCGUCCAGAUUUACACUCUCAUCCUUGCCUGCGGAGCAGAUUCUCCACAGUGUCAAGGUCGACACUGCUGCAGCUGGAGGUGGAACCUUGCGGAGUCGGACGGGCGGUGCUAGCCGGUGGUCGCUUCGAAUGCGCGGACCCUGUGCCGAGUCUCUGCAGUACAAUGAUCGUUGUGAAUGAUAAGAUCCCGGAUGCUCGGAGUGUGGAACCUGCGCUGAUUCAGGGGAGUGUGCUUGGAGACGAAGACCCGUCACCGUGUGACGGGUGCAGCACCUACGGGACAACUUCGCAUCGAAGAAGUCAAGGCGACAGCCAUAGACAGUUCUCAAGUCCGCCCAUGAACUGCCACUCCUCGUUUCCAAGGCAAACAGCAGAGCAGCGCCACAGCAACAAUAAUGGGAGGGGGAGUCCCUCUGAGUCAUCGUCAAGCCACAGCAGAGAGGGGAACCAGCACUCUGAAGGAGCAGAGAUAAAAAACCACAAAAGGAAGCUGUAUCAUGGAGAGGAAAAUGAUAUAAAUUUACCAAAGCUACCAAGGACAACCCAUCACUUCAGUGCAAGGCUGGAAAAUGGUCACUUGCAAUUUCCGCAGGGCAUACAACAACAGGGCAGAAAGGACACACUAUUACCAGGUCAUAAAGAUCUCAGAGGAACAGAGGAGCUGGGACGAGUCAUACAUGAUGGCAGUAGUCAGUCUAAAACUUCUCACCGGGAACAACAAUAUGGAGCAAAUUUGGGUGCCCAGGAAAAUCCAAUCAAGCAUUACCAAAAUGGCAAAGGAGAACUGAAAUCAAGUUGCACCACUUACGAAAAGGUAUUGGUUCAGGGUUCUCUGACAGACAAUGACAAAGUGGCCCUCCGUAAAAAUGCAACUUGCCGCGAUCAUCUAGAGGAUCUGGGAAGGGCACCGUUGCUAUUCCCCGCUAACUCCCUCAGUAAGCCAAGCAGUGGGAACUGGAGAGACACUAAUAAACUAUUUAUUGGAAAAGAUGGUCAUAAAAUGGACAUUCUAAAAGGCCCACUGCAAUCUUCAUUUGACUAUCAGGCAUCUCACAGUUCAAAGUUCAAAUCAAAGGAAUCGUUGGGCAUGUUGAAUCGUUCGGAUUGCAAUGAUUUGCCUGCACAUAAGGAGGGGAACGCUGCAGAUGCACUUUGUAAAGUUUCAACUUGUGACAACGGUCAUAAGUUUGGCUUUCGGCACCCUUCACCCAAAGCCAGCAAUGCGGAUGGAUCAAAGAAGACCUUGGCUUUGAACAAGAGCAAUCCAUCUCCUUUGUACAAUGGAUCCGGGGUUCUGGAUGCCACCUGGCAUCCGUUCUACUCUGCACCUGCGUGCACUGAAAUUUCAGAACCUCAACUUGUUUCUUACGUGACCACAGGCGCAGGAUCAAGCACUUACUCUCCAUUACAUACUCAUUUCCCACACUUCCUCAGUGGCGGCUUAACUGUCGGCCAUCAGUCAUCUCUGUCGUCGCUGCUGGCUCUCAGUCCUCACGUGGACUCCACGUACGGCAGCAGUAUUGGACCUCUUGCCUCCGCUUACAGUUGUUACCAUCCAAAGCAUCUCCAAACCUCCAGCCAGGCCCAACUAACCGCAGCCUAUGGGCACCUCGGCCUAUAUCCCACAAUGUGGCAAAAUGUGAACAUCGACGUCCACUCAGGGUCAAGGUUAUCGGCUGCACAUCAGGGCUAUGUGAAUGGAGAGCCCUCCUUUAAUAUGGGCUUUCCCAACCCGUGGCCUCGACAUCAAUCUCAGAGAAAUGGUGCUGAUGACCAAACAGAACUGGGCCAAUAUUCCAGCUUGUCCAACACCAAGGAGCUUGCAGCAACUUCUGGUCCGAAAGCGAAUUCCACUUAUGUUUACAAAGGAGAUGCCAAUGGCACCAGAAUGUAUGGGGAUUUUUUACAUUCAUUUCCAUAUGGUUUGGGGAAAGUUGAGGUCCAAACUGCUCCAUGUUCUAAAGCUGGCAUCCAACCAAUUCCAGAAGGACAGCUGUACAAAGAGGCUGCCUUCAAACAGGACCUGGAAUGUGCCAGCCCCACUGAAGCACAUAAUGGCAAAAAGGACAAUACAAAUAUAAUUGCAGAGGCGACGGAUGGGAAACCACUCUCGCUGGUCUUGAAGAGAGAGCAGAAGAGCAGAUCUGGGGAACCUCCUUUGGCAUCUUCCAAUCUCGGGCCAGCUCUCGGCAGUAAAGAAUGGUCUGCACCAUCUUCGGGCUUCACGGUGUUGAACUGCUCUCCUGAUUUUUCCAGGAAAAUGGAACCUGCCGCCCAACAUCAGCAGCUCAUCAGUGAUGAAAACCAAAGGAGCCUAUCGUUGGAAGUGACCUCCUUGUACUCAGCUGUUAAUGGUGCCAGUCUGCAGCAUCCUCCCUUUCACAGGUCACCACGGGAAGCUGGACCAAAGGUGAAAGAUCAGUACGUCCAAUAUCAAGAACCACUUACCCUGUUUCCAGGUAGUUCAUCCGGCAACAAAAAUAACUUUCGAGACUUGAGUCAUGGACACUUUGCACAGAAAAGUGAUGUGCCUAAGGUGUUAGCUUUACCUGUGCCCCUUGCUACAUCUAUGGAGGUCCACCAGCCUGGUCCUUUCCCCUUGAUAAUGCCAAUGUCUAAGUCACCAGAUGUAACUAAAAUUCCAAAGGAUAUGGCAGACAAAGAUUCCAGUGGGAAUUCCAAACACAGAAGACUGGAGUCUGAGAAAGCUAAUCACAUUUUUGGUGUUCAUAAUCAAUUGCCUUCUGCUCCCUGCCUUCCAGCUACCACAAAGCAAAUUACAUUUGUCCCACAGAUGGAUCUGGGUGGGAAGCGAAGUCAAGGCACAUACCCCACGAUUGCUUGUACUGACAAUAGACAUCCGGAGAUAAAGGCUGAGUGCAAUCCUUCAAAUAAAGAACAUUGUUCCAACUCACCAACCCCUGUGCCAAGCAGUCAGGGUUUGGCUGAAUAUAGUUGCAAUUUGUCUCCCUCAAAGGGUGCGGUAAAUAGCAAACGAGCUUUGGAGGUAACCAAUGCCCCGGAUUACUACACACCCAAAAAGUACAAGGCAGCCAGGGCAGCUACCCCUUGUCCCACAAAACCCACCAGUGAAAGCCCGACUUCUGCUCAGACUAUUGAUGUGAAACGGGAAGCAAAUUCACCUAAAGUGCCCUCGACCAAUGUCUCGCCAGUGAAGCCUGCACCUGUGCAAGAUGCUUUCAGCACGAGCCUCUCUCUGCAGUCCAACCCGCACAAUUACCACACAAAGCUGAAGAAGGCUUGGCUCACGCGACAUUCUGAGCAGGACACCACGAGGGCCCGGCACACUGGCGAUACCAGCGGGACGGAUUCGGAGCCGACUGUGUCAAAAAGGCAAGGGUUGGAGCCGGCAGCCCUGCUCGGCGACUCGAGGCAGCCGGAAGAACGGGAGAGGGGCACGCCAGCCAGGGGCGGCAGUGAGAGCGAGAGCAGUGACCCGGCGGAAAGUCGACAUUGGCUCAGGGCAAGGCGAGAAGCCAGGGUCAACAACCAGCACAAGUCCGGCCAAAAACUGGGGGAGAACGUGGCGAAAAAUAGCAACAAGGCAAAGGAAGAGGAGGACCAGAAAGGAACCAGAAAAGCAGAGAACGAAAGUAGCAACAGGCAGAAUGACCGAUUGGACUUAUCAGGCCCCAAGGAGGCCCCGAAGCCAGCACUUCUCAAGAGUUCAGGAGAAUCGUUUCUCCAGGAUGUCCCGUGCACUGAGCUCUUCACAAACAUCCCUCGCUGCCGAGAUUGCUGGCCAAGUCGGAGUAGAAAGGGACAAGAAUCGCCUCCGUUGUCCUACUCUUGCAGGUUUAUGCAUCUCCGCAGGCUGUCUGUUGGUCGAAAUGGAGGUCUGAAGGUCGAAGGCUUCUCCACAGAAGACCAGAUCAAUGAGGAAACCCCGCUGGAGUCAUUUACCAGUGCUGCAGAGACUAGUCUGGACUCUGAUACUUCAGCCUACAUCUUGGGGCACGUGGGUGACCUUUUUUGUGGCCUCAUGCUGUCUGAGCGGGGACUGCUCGAGAGGGUUGGCAAAAGCUACGAUGGGGCCAUUGCUUGCAAGGCACCAAAUGGAGAGAAAGAGGAGAGGUGUGACAGCUGCCACUCUGUGGUGUUUAACCUUCACUGGGUCUGCCCGAGGUGUGGCUUUUUCGUCUGCAUGGAGUGUUACAACCUGAAGCAGAAAAAAUGCACAAGGAAUGAGAAAGAGAGGGGUGAAGACCUCACAGCAUGGCUGAAAUGUGCUAAGGGACACAAUCAUGAUGUGAAGAGCCUGCGGCCAACGCAGUUGGUUCCUAACUCUGCAUUGGUCAGCCUCUGUGAAAGGAUGCACAGAGACAAGAGCAGACUGGGCAUCAAAUCAAGUUGCACUUGUGUCGAUGGAGAUAAGAACCGGUUUAACAAAGCAGCUGCGGUGAACAGGAGUCCCAAGCCACAGACAGAGGCAAAGGCGGAAGAGACGUGCUCCCCGACGUCUGGAGACAAGCCUGCUAAGCCCAGGUCGAUGUACGAGCACAGCCAAGGGUCCAACAGCAACCACUCCUGCUCCCAGUCACCACUGCAUUGGCUGGCAGAGCUCGCUAUGCGCAAGGCAAAAGAGGAAGCAAGUGAAGCAGAAGAGAUACCAGGUAAUAGACGCAGAAACGCACCCUCGAAAAGCCCUGCAGACCAGGAGCCCAAGUCAGCCGAGCACUGUUCAACUCUGUGCGACCUGCUCACCAGCACAGCGGGGAAACUGCGCUUGGGAUCCACAGAUGCCGGCAUCGCAUUCGCCCCAGUCUACACAACAUUAAACAGUUGUACCGUAUCAUCACAGAGCAUGCCAAGCAUUCUGGAUGACAUCAUUGCGUCAGUGGUGGAGAAGAAAAUACCGAUCACCAGAGCUCCAAGGCCAAGUGCGGAAAAUCAGACGGGGAAGACGUCUCGGAUUAAAGAAUCUGACCAGGUCCCCGCGCAAAGCCAAGAACAGAGCUCCACCAUCCAUUACUCGUGGCUUGCCAAAGGAACUUUUCCGUGGAUACAGGAUCCCACGAACAAGGAUAACUGGAAAUUCUUCCAGGAAUACUGGAUAAAAGGGCUGCCUGUGCUGGUGUCUGGGGUCCUGACAGCCACAGACAGUAACUCCUGGGGACCUGAGUGCUUGAGGCAGGACCUGGGAGAGCAGAGUGUGAGCUUGGUCAACUGCAGGGACCACUCUGUCCUGACCAGAGCGAGGAGUAAGGAGUUUUGGGAAGGAUUCAAGACCAACUCCAGCUGCCACAGACUCAAGGGUAGAAGCUCGAAGAUCUUGCGGUUAGAUUACUGUGCCUCAGAAAAGGAGUUCUGUGAACAGAUGCCUGCUCAGUUCGAGGAGCUGCACCGGAGCUUGCCAUUACCGGAGUACACCAGGAACGACGGAAAACUGAACCUCGUGUCCCGCUUCCCAGAGGACACUGCCAAGUCUCAACUGGAGCUGAGGGUGUGCAGUGUGUACGGCCUGAGCCUGGAUGAUGGUAAUAAAGGAAGUACCAAUCUCCACCUGGAACUGACAGACACGCUUCACAUCUUGGUCCACACGGAGCCACCAAAAGAGGACCGGGACACCCUGGAGAAAGCAAUUCUAACCAGCCUGGAGGGAGACGCAGUGGAUGACGCAAUAAUGAAGCGACUGAGGGACCCAAAUGAGAGGCCUGGAGCUCUAUGGCACAUCUAUACCAGCCAGGACACAGAGAGGAUAAAGGAGUUUUUACAGAAGGUGGUGAGGGAAGGGGAUGCCGAAGGUCAGGAUCAAGUCUCCGUUCAGAGCUGUUACCUGGAUCAGAGCUUGAGGACAAAACUUCUUGAAGAAAGUGGAAUCCGGGGCCGGGCGGUGUUGCAGUUCAGGGGCGAUGCAGUCCUCAUUCCCACUGCAACCACCUAUCAGGUGCAGUACCUCAGCAGUUGUAUCUCUGUCACUAAACAGUUCGUCUCGCCAGAGCACAUCAAACACUCAUUCACAACAAGGGCUCUCACGGGAGAGAACAAGUCUCUGAUGCAAAAUGGACACAAACUACAGAUGAAGAGCAUUCUCUACGACACUGUGAAAGACUGCGUGGAGACGCUGGCAGCUACAGCACUGGGCUGAGUUCAGCAGCCUGUGGGGUGCACUGAAAAUUAAACAUGACGAUAAUAAAAUAAAUGAAGUUUUGUAAUAUAACA
Hypanus sabinus (Atlantic stingray) is the source of this 6883-nucleotide messenger RNA. RefSeq names its product probable JmjC domain-containing histone demethylation protein 2C. The record is from RefSeq and is a predicted model, not a curated record. Gene Ontology annotation, biological process: regulation of transcription by RNA polymerase II. NCBI's taxonomy places the organism in Eukaryota, Metazoa, Chordata, Chondrichthyes, Myliobatiformes, Dasyatidae. Bases 864 to 6809 code for a protein of 1981 amino acids. The transcript has 23 exons. Gene Ontology annotation, molecular function: histone H3K9 demethylase activity; chromatin DNA binding; transcription coregulator activity. Gene Ontology annotation, cellular component: histone deacetylase complex; chromatin.